AUGAUUCCAUCGAGCACAGAACGCCUUGUUGAAGAUAUUCUUGACAAGUCGGAAAGUUCAACAGAUGAUGAUCAAACGAUCGAACCAACAACCCAAUUCGUUUCCAAAGAUAAAAGAAAAGGCCAUUCGGGAGUCUUUAUUGAAAUUGGUGAACGUAUGAAAGCCUAUGAGAAGAAUCAAGGACCAACACUCGCACUCGACAAGCCAUUCAUGGCCCGUUUGGAUGGUCAUAAAUUCUCAACGUUUGCGAGUCCUUUCAGAAAACCCUAUGAUGAUUUAUUGCAUGCUGUCAUGAUUCAAACGGCAGCAGAUUUGUUGGAAGAGUUUACCGAAGCCACUUGUGCCUACACUCAAUCGGAUGAAAUUACUUUGUGUUUUCCAAAUGUCAAUCAUCCAAUGGUCAGUAAUAAUGAUGAUUCGACAACCUUGAAUUCUCAAACACGACCUAUUGCAUUUGGAGGCAAGGUCACCAAAUUGUCGACACUUCUCGCAAGUUAUUGCUCUGUACGAUUUAAUUUUAAUUGUCAGAAAUUGGCACCAUUAUGGCCAACUAAGGAAGAAUAUAUGGAAAAACAAUGUCCUGCCAAUCAAACUCGAAAAUCCUAUAAUCCUGAACAAGUUCAAAAAAUGUUGACAAGAGGAAAAGCUUAUUUUGAUGCUCGAGUCUUUCAAGUCGAAAGUAGUGAUGAAUUUGUGAACAAUAUUCGAUGGAGAUCGAAUUAUGAUUGCGAGAGAAAUUCACGAACCAAUUUGGGAGCAUGUUUUUUCAGUACCAAAGAAAUGAAUGGACUUCGUGCCAGUCAAGUCGUUGAAAAAUUGAAAACAGAAAAACAAAUUGAUUGGGAGUCUUAUCCUAUGGGUUUCAAGUAUGGUACUUUUAUCAAAAAGACCAAGUAUGAGAAGACAGUACAUGUAGAGAAAACAGGUCAAACCAUGACUUGUAUGAGAACGAAAAUGGAUGCAUAUUCCUUUAAAUUGGACUCUUUUGAUCUCAAAUACACUCCACUCUUUACUUUGAAAACUUGGAAUGAAGUAUUUGAGGCAGGAAUUUUGGAUGAGGCCAAUCUUGAAAAAGAGAAAUUAUUUCGUGACCUGCUUACAGAGCAAGCAUCAGAAAUGCAAUAA
Molecule: messenger RNA, 1125 nt
Organism: Naegleria lovaniensis
Lineage: Eukaryota; Heterolobosea; Eutetramitea; Acrasida; Naegleriidae
Exons: 1
Coding region: 1-1125 (374 amino acids)
Biological process (GO): tRNA modification
Molecular function (GO): magnesium ion binding; tRNA guanylyltransferase activity
Source: RefSeq, a predicted model, not a curated record